AUGUCGCACCAUCACCACCACUACAAGAAGAAGCACUACAGUCACUGCGACCCGUGUGACUCGCCGCCUCACUGUGGGUCGCCUCCACCCUACAUCCACACGACCCCGACGCAUCACUAUGGCGCCUACCCGCCCGCACCUGUGGGCUACUACCCGCCUCCACCGCACGGUGCCUACCCGCCUCCCCCACACGGCGCCUACCCACCACCGCCCGGUGCGCCGGUCGUGCGGCCUGCCUACCCCGGCCCGCCGCCCGCGGGCUAUCCGGGCUACCCCUACCCUCCUCCGCCGGGCGGCGUCGCGCCUCCGCCGAUGCCGAUGAGCGGCUAUCCACCGCAGGCCGCUCCCGCGAUGGGCGCGAUGCCGCCGCCCUUCGCCAGUGGCGGUGGUGGCAUGCCGCCUCCGCAGCCCGCGGCCUUUGGGCAGCACAACCUUGCGGCGCAGAUCAGCAGCAUCUCGCAACAGCGCGUUGCGGGCCAGCAGCAGUUCGGCGGUCCCCAAGGCCAGCAGGGCUACCCGCCGCAGCAACCGCCGCAGGGUUACUCAUCGCAGCAGAGCUUCCAGCAGACCACACAGGCCUACUCUCAGCAGUCCCAGCAGUUGCAGCAGCAGCAGCAGCCAGGUCAACCGCCCGCAUCCCAGCAGCAGCAGCAGGGCUAUCCGCCGCAGCAGCAAGGCUACCCCCCGCACCAGGGCUACCCGCCCUCGCCGCAGCAGCAGCAGCAGCAGCCAGGCCAGCCGCCCGCACAGCCGCAGCAGCAGGGCUACCCGUCUCAUCAGCCACCGCAGGGCUAUCCCCCGCAGCUCCAGCAGCCCAGCGCGCCGCCGCCGCAGCAGCAGCAACAGCCGCCUUCGUCCGGGACCCAGUCGCCCGCAUCAGCCGGCUCGCCGUAUGCGAGCGCCUCGGCCCCCGCCUACCCGGGACAACCCGCGCCGGACGGCUCGGCGUCGGCGGGGUCGCCUUCGCCCUUCGCGGCCAGUUCGUACCCGAACCAAUCGGCGGGCAUGGGCCAGCGCAUCAGCAACCCCAACUCGUCGCCGGCCCUCCAGAACCUGGCCUACCAGCAAUAA
This is a messenger RNA of Acanthamoeba castellanii str. Neff, 1071 nucleotides long. RefSeq names its product XYPPX repeat-containing protein. The record is from RefSeq and is a predicted model, not a curated record. The coding region runs from base 1 to 1071 and encodes 356 amino acids. The transcript is spliced from 3 exons. Lineage: Eukaryota; Discosea; Longamoebia; Acanthamoebidae.